GGCAGGACCAGAGGAGCGGUUUCACCAUGGAAUAUGAAGCCAAGAAAGGAAAGAAGGGUUUUGUGUCCCCCAUUCGAAGACUGGUGUUCCCGAAGGCUGCACGCCAGGCUGCCUUCAGAAGCAGUGUCAGUCGCAGGCCCCUGCACUCUAUGCCUCUUUAUCCCCCUGACUACCUCAUCGACCCCCACAUCCUGCUGUGUGACUACCUGGAGAAAGAGGUCAAGUUCCUGGGUCACCUCACCUGGGUGACUUCCUCACUGAACCCCUCCAGCCGAGACGAGCUCCUGCAGCUUCUGGACACCGCCAGGCAGCUGAAGGAGUUGCCUCUGAAGACCACGCCAGAGCAGGACAGCAUCCUGAGCCUGUCCGCACGUUGCCUGCUGCUCACCUGGCGCGACAACGAGGAGCUCAUCCUGCGCAUCCCGACGCACGAGAUUGCUGCUGCCUCCUACCUGCAGGACGACGCUCUGCAUCUGCUAGUGCUUAAGACUGGUCUGGGGGUGGACCCUGUGCCCGCGGGCAUGGACGGCAGCCCGGGAGGUUCGGGUCGCGAUCCCGGCCCUCCGGGCGCCGCGCCUGAGAAACGACGGGUAGGCACAGCCGAGCGACGCCACACCAUCUGCAGCCUGGACUGGCGCGUGGCGUGGGGCGGGGGCGCGGGCGCCGAGGCCCGGGCGGCGGGAGGCGGCGGCAGCCUGGAGCGGCAGCGCGCGGGAGCGAGAGCGUCGGGCAGCUGGGAGCGGCGACAGACGUUCAGUGGCAGCUGGGAGCGACGGCACGCGGGCGGAGGUGCGGGCAAGCCGGGUGGCAGCUGGGAGCGGCGGCAGGCGAGUGGCGGCGUCGGCGGCAGCUGGGAGCGACGCCACCCGGGCCCCAACCCGCUGGAUCCCCAGAACCACAGCCCCGACGCCUACUGCAACCUGGUCAUUCUGGCUGUGGCAAACAGGGAUGCCGCUGAGGAAUCCUGUGCGCUCAUCUGUCAAGUCUUCCAGAUCAUCUACGGGGACCAGAGCAUCGAGUGUGUAGACCGGGCCGGCUACCACUACAGAUCCACACCAAAGCGGCCAUGGCUCUCCAGCUGCAGUGAGAGCUGUCGUACGGACGGGACGUUCGCCUAUGAUGCCGACUUGAGCUGCUGCAGCUCCUUCAAUGGCUCCCAGGACACAUUUGAAGCGUGUUACAGUGGCGCGUCCACACCGUCUUUCCACGGCUCCCACUGCAGCAGUAUCGACCACAGCAGCUGGGCCUUCGAGCAGCUACAGGAUUACAUGGUCACGGUGAGCGUGAGUGGGCGGCUGAGCUCUGCAGCAAGCAUGGCUCAGAGACCAGGGAAGGAGGUCAGGCUAGCUGGAUGCUGGAGUCGCCUUGCCCUGUGUCCUCUAGGAAUGCGGCCCUUCAUCCCAGAUCAGGACAUCGGCUACUUCGAGGGCUUCCUGGAGAGUAUGGGUAUCCGUGAGGGCGGAAUCCUCACCGACAGCUUCGGCCGCAUCAAGCGCAGCAUGAGCUCCACGUCUGCCUCUGCCGUGCGCAGUUACGACGGGGCGAACCAGAGGCCUGAGGUGCAGACCUUCCACCAGCUGCUGGCCGACAUCACUCAUGACAUUGAGGCGCUGGCCCCUGACGACGACGACGUCUACGAGGAUGUCUCCCCAAGCGGGGGUGACCAGGUUGAAGACAACUACCUGUAGCUCCGCGGCACACUUGCCCAUACGACACCACCCCCAGUGUGCCUAGACUCCUGGGUUCCCAUCUGUGCCUUCUGGGCUUCUUUCCUUGUAAAUGGGUUCCCUUGCAAAUGGGUUUCUAGGGCUUCAGUUCUGCAAUACCGAGAAAAUCCUGCAGGGGGCGGGAGAGUCAGACUCUAGAGUGUUCUUCAAGAUAAAGAAUCGCUCCACCUACUGGCCGGCAGAAAAGAUUUCCAAUUCACGCCCCACUUUCUGCAAACCUGCCCAACCCCAAACCAGAAACGUUUCCAGAACCUAGAGACCUCUCUUCAAUUUUACAGGCUAAGAAACUGAAGAGACUUUGGGGGGAGUUGUUUGUUUUUAAGGGAAUGGAUCUGAAGGAACACCAGGUUCUUGGUUAUCGAUACCCAUUUCCACAUCUCUACGAUAAUUUCAGCUCCACCCAUCUCACAGGUGGUCAUGGGGUGAAUGGAGGGCAAGAGCUUAGUGUUGGGCCUAGCAUGCUGUAGAUGCUCAAUAAAUGCUGUUUCUCUCCGCUUG
Molecule: messenger RNA, 2225 nt
Organism: Mus caroli (Ryukyu mouse)
Lineage: Eukaryota; Metazoa; Chordata; Mammalia; Rodentia; Muridae
Source: RefSeq, a predicted model, not a curated record